AUGAGUACCUUUUUUGAUGAAAUGAAGACUUCUUUUGAAGCUGUUCCUGUGGAAGAGUCGAACAAAAUCACCACUUUAGCUUUCUUGGAUGCCUCUGAGUCGCUAGUCAAGCUAUUUGAUCUUCUAGGAAACUCUGCCUUUACGGUGGUCCAGAAAGAUCUGACUGGUAACAUCGCCAAGAUUCGUAAGAGAUACGCCACGGCUCCUGCGGAAUCAGCUACCUUGCAAGAUUUGGUGACGAACGAACGUGGCUCAGGUCACAAGAGUGCUUCUGAAGGUCUUUUAUGGCUCAACAGGGGUCUACAAUUCACGGCGCAGGCGUUGCGUGAAACCGUUGAGAACCCAACUGCGGAAUUGACCAAGACCUUCACAGAUGCUUACAACAAAACCUUGAUCAAACACCACGGUAUUUUAGUGAGGCCUGUUUUCAAGCUUGCCAUGAAAGCCUGCCCUUACAGGAAGGACUUCUUUGCCAAGCUAGGUGCAGAUCAGGAGAAGGUUAACGCGCAGCUGAAAGUGUGGUUGGAAGCUUUGGAAAAUAUCGUUCAAAUCUUGUUGGCGUUUUUGGCCACCACUUGCAAGGACUUAUAA
This is a messenger RNA of Lachancea dasiensis, 591 nucleotides long. The record is from the annotation of a GenBank genome assembly. NCBI's taxonomy places the organism in Eukaryota, Fungi, Ascomycota, Saccharomycetes, Saccharomycetales, Saccharomycetaceae.